This is a messenger RNA of Serendipita indica DSM 11827, 3945 nucleotides long. The record is from the annotation of a GenBank genome assembly. Lineage: Eukaryota; Fungi; Basidiomycota; Agaricomycetes; Sebacinales; Serendipitaceae.
AUGGCCGUCUUGGGUAUUCCCAAUCCCGACACUGGAGCGACCGACGACUUUGAGGUCAUGGAAAAGGUAGAAGUAUCUGUGGAGAUACCACUAUUGGGCCAACCACAGGUCACACCAGCAUCGUUUGACCAGGGCUGCAUGGCAUGGCGAAGAGGAAGUGCCUGCGAUUCUGGUAUGUGGCUCUUGAGUGGCCCAAGGCAGGAGUCCGUAGGAUGCAGUGAGAAAGCAAAGCUUUUGCCAGACAGGGUUGAAAUAGGCGCGAUCAAGGUGUCAAACCUACUCGAACGCGUCGAGGUUUCUGGGGACCACAUUUGGGCCAUAGACCAGGAAACCUUGUGUGUAUUUGAGAAGCAGGCUGACGAUUUCAUUGCCCACCGCGUGCAUGGCGUGGAUUUGGGCGUGUUUGAAGCCGUCGACGUGGACGUUGGCGUUAUCGAGGAGAUGUACAGCAUCCCCGAAAGCUUCCUCGAGAUUGAAGUCCGUGAUCCAGAGACUCACGGAUAUGGGCGCAAGAUGUACACCGACUACGAGAUUCUUUGCAAGGCGAGUAUUCCUAUUUGCUGGAGUGCUCCCCCAGUUCCAAGGGCUGAUACCAAUAUUCCCGCAUUCAAACUUCGUCACUCCCGAGUACGACGCCGCUACUCCGACUUUGAAGCCUUUCGCGACAUUCUAGAGCGUGAAUCAACCCGUGUCAAUAUUCCCCCCCUUCCCGGAAAGGUCUUCACCAACCGCUUUUCGGAUGAAGUCAUCGAAGCGCGUCGUGAAGGGCUCGAGCGUUUCCUUGGAAUCGUCGCUGGCCAUCCUCUGUUGCAGACGGGUAGCAAGGUCUUGUGCGCAUUCCUUCAAGACCCAUCUUGGGACAAGACUCGCAGCAAAGGUGCCCUUGACGCCUCUCUGAAGCGGCACACAGCACUCAUCAGACGCGCAAAGCUCUCCAUCGGUAUGGAGAACAGGGAUCAGAUCCUGAAGGAUAUCGAGACGUUGACUCUGGAGAAAUAUGUUGAAGAAAUAGCCGCCAGCUUGGUCGAAGGCCUUGCAAGAUGCAAGACUGACAAGGAUAUAUGGUCUGCAACUGAGAUCAUAUCCGCCGUUCACCGACGACUAGGAUCCACAUUUACACCCAAAUUUGUCAAUAUGCUUCAUCAAUCACUGGCUCCACCACCAAAGAAUGUCGUUCCUCCCGCUUCCACGGUCAACUCCGAGCUGCAAGAAAAGGAGGUAGCUGCGCGCAUCUCUCGUCAGCGACCUGUCUUACGCGUAUGCUCGGAGCUUGCUCUGGUUGGAAUAAUUGGGCCGAAUACCUCCGAGACCAAGUCUGGGGGAGAAUGGAUCAUGAAAGCGAUGAAAGACCUCCUAUCUCAUGACAUGUCACUUUCGUCUAUACCAUUGCUCAUCACAUUCCUGAAGGGAUACGGACGCCCAUACCUAGGUCCUACUCCAGGUUCUCAGGAUACCGUUCCAGAAGGAGAAGAGUUAGUCGAAAAAGAAAUCAGAGAACGAUUUCGUCGAAUGUGUGACGGGUAUUACGAGACUGUGUCAAAGAUACUCGUCAAGGAACAUCAUGCAAGUAUAGAAUCCAGAAUGCGUCUGCAAGACCAAGAUCGUCGCAAUCACGAGGCAUACAUCCGUUCAGGGGAAAUCUUUGAAGAUAGACAGCAAGCGUACGAGAAGAUGACGAAAAACUACGAAAAGCUACUGCAAAACUGUCAGACCCUAUCCGAACUCUUAAACCAGCCUAUGCCACACUUGCCUGCCGCAGCCUCCAAAGCAGACACAAUUGGACUUUCCACGGGGGAACGGAUACGCAGCGACGAAGUCGAGAUGGGAAGGUCAAGCCAAUUUGAAGACGAGGAAGAUAGAAAGUUUUACGAGGAUCUCAUGGACCUAAAGGACUGGGUGCCCCGCUCGUUUCUUAACGUACCAGAGGAAGAUGCCGCAUCCUCCGCUGCCACUGACGCCGAGGGCGAAAAUGCGGAUAUUGGGCGUUUGACCGAUCUCGGUGGUGAAGCGGAUGAGGACUCGGUAUACGAGGCGCCUACGAGUCGCUCUCCCUCCCCCGUGACAGAGGUUGAUGCAUCUGUUGCUCCGGGUCCGUCACAGGCUCUCACUGUUAUCCUUGGGAAGCUUCCGGAUGCGACGAGUCGGGACAGUAUCGAUCAAGCUGCCACCGAGUUCAUGUUCGUGAAUUCAAAAGCCGCGAGAAAGCGCUUGGUCAAGCAAAGGACGGAUCUCAUCCCAUACUAUGGACGUCUGGUCGCAACUGUCAGUAAAUACGCGCCCGAUCUGUCCAAAGAGUUGCUCGAGGCUCUAGAAGAUGAGUUCCGGUAUCUACAACGUAAGAAAAAGGUUGUGAAGGAGCUCGCUUCGAUGCGCACCAAGAAUAUUACAUGGUUCUCUGUCCUCACAAAGUUUCACUUGGUUCCUCCUCACGUUAUUCUCCACAUUUUCCGCGUAUUCCUGGAUGAUCUUAGUGGAACUAACGUGGAUAGCUUGGCGACUUUGCUUGAGGGUUGCGGCAGGUUUCUCCUGCGUGGAUCAGACACCGGAAAGAAGACUGCAGAGAUGCUCGACUUGAUGAAGAGGAAGCAAAGUCUGCAAAAGUUUGAUCAACGACAGAUUCUCCUCCUCGAGAAUGCCUACUAUCAGUGUAAUCCCCCUGAAAGAGGACCCAUUGAGCACAAGCAGCGCUCCACAAUCGAGCUCUUCAUACGGCACUUACUUUGCGACGUAUUGACUCGCAAGUCGCUGGAUAACGUCCUCAAGCUCCUUCGUAAGCUGAAUUGGGAUGAUACCGAGACCGAGAGGGUACUCUUCAAGAUGUUUACCAAACCAUGGAAAGUCUCUUUUUCGACGAUAACGCUGAUGGCAAUCCUUGCGUAUGACCUCCAACGCUAUCACUCCAAGUUCUGUGUCGAUGUAGUGGAUCAAGUGAUGGAGAAUAUUCGUCUAGGAAUGGAGCAAAACAUCUACAAGAACAACCAGAAGCGGGUCGCCACCGUAAAAUAUCUCGGUGAAUUGUACAUCUAUCGCCUCGUCAAUUCCCGUGUUAUCUUUGAUACGCUCUGGAGCUUGGUCACCUUUGGACACAAUGAGGGUCGACCGCUACCUGGCCAAGUCUCUGCGAUUGAUAGUCCCGACGACUAUUUCCGUAUCAGGCUUGUUUGCACGCUCCUUGAUGCAUGCGGGAUGUGUUUUGACAGGGGUUCCUACAAGCGGAAGCUAGAUCGCUUUCUCACGUUCUUCCAACUAUAUAUUCUAACAAAGGAAGACCUGCCGAUGGAUGUAGAGUUUAUGAUCAGCGAUACGCUUGACCAAAUUCGACCCAAAAUGACUAGAUUCAAAACCUUUGAAGAGGCGGCCUCUGCCGUGGACGAGAUGUUCGAGGCCACAAAGGCUGAAGGAGAAGAUAGUGGCGACGAAAGCGGCGAUGAUGACGAGGCAAGAUCAGAGGUGGACGAAAAAGAGGAAAACACCCAAAAUGAUGAGGCAGCCGAGGAGAGACCCACAUCUCCAGAUCAUCUCGUUCUCCUUGAUGCAAAGAAACAUUUAGGACCAACCGAAGAAGAGGAGGCAGAUUUCGACAAAGAAUUCUCCAAAAUGCUCUCAGACGCCGCGGCCGACGCAAAGAAGGUUGACCGGAAAGCUGCACUGUCCGCAUGGGAUACUGGCGUAACGACGACUGGAGGAGUCGCGAGACGUAAGCGAGAUGCUGAUCGCGAGGAAAGCGAGCCAGCAACCGACACUGCGGGAAUGAUGCGCUUCACGGUACUCAGCAAGAGAGCGAAUAAGAACCCGAAUCGCGAGUUGCAGAUCCCGACGUCGUCCGCGUUGGCUGCACACACCCUUUCUGCUCAGAUUCAAAGCAAGCAGGAGCAGGAACAGCUCAAGCGACUCGUGCUCAACUACGAACAGAGGGAAGAACUUGCUGAAAUGAAAGGUGAGUAA